AUGCAGGCCCCAACCGACAACGUGAAGCGGGACGACGUUUUUGCCAGGAUUGAUGAGGACGUCGACCUAACUAAAGUGCUGGCCGAUUUUGAUACCGAGCACAUCGAAGGUGUAGGCGUCAGUGAUAAGAAAGCACUGAAUGCUGCGAAGAAAAUCCUACGAGUGGCCUACAAGGAGAAGGCCAUGGAAAAGGCCCUGACCAAGGAAGAAAACGACACAAUAUCGAAAUUCUUUUCUGGAAAGCUCCCGUAUGACCAAAAUGUCUUGCAUGUACUCGAUCGAGCCUUGGACAAAACAAUCGACUACAUGGAAACGCAUGGCACUCACUUCGACGAGGAGACACAGCGCUUGGUCUGGAAAAGAGAAGCGGUAGUCCUGAAUAGUUUUGAGCUCUGA
Ostertagia ostertagi is the source of this 396-nucleotide messenger RNA. NCBI's taxonomy places the organism in Eukaryota, Metazoa, Nematoda, Chromadorea, Rhabditida, Trichostrongylidae. The record is from the annotation of a GenBank genome assembly.